AUGUCGUCACCGUUUUCCCCAUCCCUCCCUAAUAAACUUAUUCUUUUGAGGAUUCUUCGUUGUCAAGCCGCCAAAGUGGAGAGUGUGAUUGCAGAAGGGGGUGCUUCUCGUUUCAGUGCUUCUUCGGGGGGAGGAGGUGGUAGGGGUGCACCUCAGCACUAUCCCAAGACUGUCGGCAACAGCGAGUUCCUGGGGAAAACCCCAGGGCAAAGCGUUCAGAGAUGGGUUCCUUCACGAAGCACUAGACGAGAUGUCAACUCCAGCAACGAAAAAGAACGACACGAUGCAAUCUUCAGGAAAGUGAGGGGCAUACUCAACAAACUCACGCCUGAGAAGUUUGACAAGCUAUGCCUUGAGCUCCUGAACGUGGGCGUAGAUUCAAAACUCGUCCUUAAAGGAAUCAUCUUGCUGAUUGUAGACAAAGCCCUAGAAGAGCCGAAGUAUAGCUCGCUCUAUGCUCAGCUAUGUCUGCGCUUGGCAGAGGACGCACCAAACUUUGAUGGCCCUUCAUCUGAGAUCCAGUCGACCCAAAAGCAGAGCACAACCUUCAGAAGACUGCUGAUUUCCAAGCUUCAAGAUGAAUUUGAAAACCGCACCAGAAAUGUUGAAAUCUAUGACAAACAUGACAACCCUCUCACUUCUGAGGAGGAGGAACAACGUGCCAUUGCCAAGAUCAAGAUGCUCGGCAACAUUAAAUUCAUCGGGGAACUUGGCAAACUCGACCUCAUCCAUGAAUCUAUCCUUCAUAAGUGCAUCAAAACACUUCUGGAAAAGAAGAAGAGAGUCCAGCUCAAAGAUAUGGGGGAGGACCUGGAGUGCCUCUGUCAGAUAAUGAGAACAGUGGGGCCGAGACUCGACCAUGAGAAAGCAAAGUCUUUAAUGGAUCAGUACUUUGGCCGUAUGCGAUCCUUAAUGAAUCACAAGGAGUUGCCCGCCAGGAUCCGCUUCCUGCUGCAAGACACAGUGGAGCUGCGAGAAAACAACUGGGUCCCCCGCAAGGCUUUCAUUGACAACGGACCAAAGACGAUUAACCAGAUCCGUCAAGAUGCAGUGAAAGAUCUGGGUGUUUUUAUCCCAGCACCCAUGUCUCAGGGGAUGAGGAUGGACUUUUUCCUGGAAAGCCCCUUCAUGCCCAACAGAAUGAAACUGGACAGAGAGACUCUUGGGGGAUUGGCCGACAUGUUUGGACAGAUGCCCGGUUGUGGGAUUGGAACUGGUCCAGGUGUUAUUCAGGACAGGUACUCGCCCACCAUGGGACGCCACCGCACCAAUCCACUCUUCAAUGGCCACAGCGGUCACAUUGCCCCUCCACCCCAGUCACAAUUUGACAUGGGGCCCAAGUCUUUUGUCAAGUCUAACCAGGUUCAGAACCAGCAUUUCCUCAACCAGAACCAGAACCACUUGGCCCAGCAGCAGGUCCAGUCCAAGGACAUGCCUCCACGAUUCAGUAAGAAAGGACAGCUCAAUGCUGACGAGAUCAGCCUGAGGCCAGCUCAGUCAUUCCUCCUCAACAAGAACCAAGUUCCCAAACUUCAGCCUCAGAUCCCCACCAUGAUGCCUCCCAGUGCUCAGCCACCGCGCACCCAAACUCCACCCCUGGGACAGCCUCCACAGCUUGGCCUCAAGACCAAUCCUCCACCCAUCCAAGAGAAACCUCAGAAGACAAACAAGAAACCACCACCUGCUAAGGAGGAACUUCUGAAGAUGACGGAGGCAAUCAUGACUGAGUACUUGAACAGUAAGAACCUGACUGAGGCCGUGAGUGGCGUCAGAGACAUGAAGGCUCCGAAGCAUUUCUUACCUGAGAUGCUCAGCAAGAUCAUCGUGUUCUCCCUGGAUCGUACCGACGAGGACAAGGAGCACGUCAGCACUCUGAUCCACACGCUUCGCACCGAGGGCCUCGUCACUGGAGAGAACUUCAUGCAGGCCUUCCUGAAUGUCCUGGACCAGUGCCCUAAGAUCGAGGUGGACGUGCCGCUGGUGAAGUCCUACCUGGCUCAGUUCGCGGCCCGGGCCAUCAUCGCGGAGCUGGUGAGCGUGGCAGAGCUGGCUCACCCCCUGGAGAACGGCACCCACUUCCCACUCUUCCUUCUGUGCCUGCAACAGACGGCCAAACUGAAGGACCGGGAGUGGCUCACUGACCUGUUCCAGCAGAGCAAAGUCAACAUGCAGAAGAUGCUCCCAGAAAUCGAUCAGAAUAAGGACCGCAUGUUGGAGAUCCUGGAAGGGAAGGGCCUGAGCUUCCUGUUUCCACUGCUGAAGCUGGAGAAGGAGCUGCUGAAGCAGAUCAAGGCAGACCCGUCUCCACAGUCCAUCUACAAGUGGAUCAAAGACAACAUCUCUCCAAAGCUCCACACUGAUAAAGGAUUUGUCAACAUCCUCAUGACCAGUUUUCUGCAGUUCAUCUCCCAGGAGCUGUGCAUGGCGGAGUGUGACGAGCAGCUAGCAGCCCCCUCCAAGGAGCAGCUGGAGCAGGAAAAGCAGCUGCUGCUGGCCUUCAAGCCCGUCAUGCAGAAGUUCCUGCACGACCACACAGAGCUGCAGGUCAGCGCCCUCUACGCCCUGCAGGUCCACUGCAACGCCAGUGGUUUCCCUAAAGGCAUGCUGCUGCGCUACUUUGUCAACUUUUAUGACAUGGAGAUCAUUGAAGAAGAAGCCUUCCUCGCAUGGAAAGAAGAUAUAACCCAAGAAUUCCCUGGAAAAGGAAAAGCUUUGUUCCAGGUAAACCAGUGGCUGACCUGGCUGGAGACGGCAGAGGAGGAAGAGUCCGAGGACGAAGCAGACUGAGAGUCCAACAGAAUCAGAAUGGUGUAGAUGAUGACCUCCUCAACUAUUACUCCACUUUUUUUUUACUCUGUGUUUAAUCCAACCACUGGGGGGCCCUCCGCCGCAGCCCUUCAGCCGUUAAUACCGCGAUCGUGUCCACGUAGGUCAUCACACGUUACCAUCCUGUGCCAUGAUGAUAGGCUGAGACGCAUCAUUUUGAUUUGUUGUCUGAUUCUUCUUGGAUGUGUGUCCUGAUCAGCCACAUGAAGUCUUGAGUGGCUCCGUUCAAAUUUGAGUCUUUUUUUUGUUUGUAUCCUGACUGUUGUAGGUUUGAAACUGUUUUUUUUUCUUUUUGCAUGUGUUUAAUUCCACAUUUCUCUCCCCUUGUAGGAACCAUCUUUAUUUAAUGGUCCAAUGUGCAGUGAUUUAGCGUCACACGUUGUCACAAUAAGUUCACACGUCAAACAAAAGCAGCUGUAAGAGAAUUCAUGCAUUUAAAAAGAAAACAGGACGAGUUGUUCUGAAAGAUUUUCAGGGCGAGCUUUCACACGCUCCCUCAUUCCUCUGUUCAACCUCUGACGCAGCAGCUCAGAGGGUCAGCUGUCCCCCGACAACACGUAGAAAUGAAGCCUAAUGUGGUGAAAUAAGAGAAUUUGACAAACUUGUUAGUGAUCUCCUGUAAGACCCUGGUCAGAACCUGGUCAGAACCUGGUGUCAACAUCAUCCCAUCAAUGUCUGAUCACCAGGCACAAAAAACCCAUUUGGUGUCAGAGCCACAGGGUUAAACUUGGCUUUUACACAUGAACAGAUGAACUGGUGCUGCCCUCCUGUGGUCAGAUCAGAGCAGAGUUCAAACUGGGUCUAAACUUUGACACACGGUAAAAAAUAAAUAAAUAAACAGUUUAUUAACUGCUAGACAUGAAUUCAACCUUUACUUACUUAAAAAUACUGUUUACCACUUUCUUUUUUUGUUUUUUUAUAAAAGUGCUCUUCAUUGACACUGACGAGCAUCUUCCUUUUAUUACGAUUUUUUCAUUCUCCCUUGACACGACACAGCGCCCCCUUCCUUUUGUUUCUUUUUUUGACUUUUAUUACACGAGUGGUUGCAAUACGUACGCUCCAAAUGUUACAGUACAUGAAAAAAGUCAUCGGUGUGAAGUCGCCUGUGUUUCUACCUCUUAAUUCAAAUUGUUUGGUUGGUUUUUCAAUGUCUGGUGCCGGGAUCAGAGGAAUCUCUCAGAUCCACAGCAGAUGCUGAGCAGAAGUCGAACAGGAGUUUAUGGAGGCCAACGGUUUGACUUCAGACAGUUAACAAAUGUCAGUAUUUAUCAGACAAACAGACAAACGCGUCCCUUUGAUUUAAAUUGGCUCAAUGACCGACUACCUUGUUCAUGGAUGUGAACAACGCCUUCUACCCUCACUGUUGAUCUUUGAAGACGACGAUGGAUUUGGAUCACUGUGUAAACUACUCUGAGUUAUCGUGCACCUCUGUUGCUUUAAUGUCAAUAAAGUCAAGAACAUGAGCA
Molecule: messenger RNA, 4292 nt
Organism: Cynoglossus semilaevis (tongue sole)
Lineage: Eukaryota; Metazoa; Chordata; Actinopteri; Pleuronectiformes; Cynoglossidae
Gene: eif4g2b
Product: eukaryotic translation initiation factor 4, gamma 2b
Exons: 21
Coding region: 1-2787 (928 amino acids)
Cellular component (GO): eukaryotic translation initiation factor 4F complex
Molecular function (GO): mRNA binding; protein binding; translation initiation factor activity
Source: RefSeq, a predicted model, not a curated record